Dendronephthya gigantea is the source of this 486-nucleotide messenger RNA. Its product is annotated as keratin-associated protein 10-3-like. The transcript has a single exon. The record is from RefSeq and is a predicted model, not a curated record. Lineage: Eukaryota; Metazoa; Cnidaria; Anthozoa; Malacalcyonacea; Nephtheidae. The annotation marks the transcript as partial.
AUGCCAUGCCAUGCCAUGCCAUGCCAUGCCAUGCCAUGCCAUGCCAUGCCAUGCCAUGCCAUGCCAUGCCAUGCCAUGCCAUGCCAUGCCAUGCCAUGCCAUGCCAUGCCAUGCCAUGCCAUGCCAUGCCAUGCCAUGCCAUGCCAUGCCAUGCCAUGCCAUGCCAUGCCAUGCCAUGCCAUGCCAUGCCAUGCCAUGCCAUGCCAUGCCAUGCCAUGCCAUGCCAUGCCAUGCCAUGCCAUGCCAUGCCAUGCCAUGCCAUGCCAUGCCAUGCCAUUCCAUACCAUACCAUACCAUACCAUACCAUACCAUACCAUACCAUACCAUGCCAUGCCAUGCCAUGCCAUACCAUACCAUACCAUACCAUACCAUACAAUACCAUACCAUACCAUACCAUACCAUACCAUACCAUACCAUACCAUACCAUACCAUACCAUACCAUACCAUACCAUACCAUACCAUACCAUACCAUACCAUACCAUACCA